CCCAAUAAACUCUUUCUUCGACCUACUCCGGCAAAACACGAUUUUCCUUCUCCGUUCUUCGAUAAUCAGCGGCCUCGUUUCUUCUCACGUUGUUUCCCACUUUUUUCACUCCCCAAUCCGUCAAACCCUUGCUCCCCAAGGUCCUCUGCGGAUCUAUCCCAAUUCGCCGAAACCGAUUUUGCUCUCCGUCUUGCAUCGGCCGUUAGGGUAUCGUCCCUUUGCUCUGAUCUAGGGAUUUAUCUUCUAUAUAAUUCACGGAAUAAAGUUUAUGUGAUUGGGGCCGCUGAAGGGGGAAGAAAACGAGGCAGGGGAGAUGUACAGCAAUUUCAAGGAGCAAGCGAUUGAGUACGUGAAGCAGGCGGUCCAGGAGGAUAACGCUGGGAACUAUGUCAAGGCCUUUCCCCUGUACAUGAAUGCCCUCGAGUACUUCAGGACGCACCUCAAGUACGAGAAGAACCCUAAGAUUAAGGAGGCGAUCACCCAGAAGUUCACUGAGUACCUCCGUCGUGCUGAGGAGAUCCGCGCCGUGCUUGAUGAGGGGGGCUCUGGCCCGGCUUCCAACGGGGACGCGGCCGUGGCCACGAAGCCGAAGACCAAGCCCAAGGAUGGAAAUGAUGGAGGGGAAGAUUCGGAGCAGGCUAAGCUCAGGUCUGGGCUUACUUCUGCCAUCAUAAGGGAAAAACCGAACGUUAAGUGGAAUGAUGUUGCUGGCCUCGAGAGUGCUAAGCAGGCAUUGCAGGAAGCUGUUAUAUUACCUGUCAAGUUUCCUCAGUUCUUCACAGGCUAG
Messenger RNA from Phalaenopsis equestris, 787 nucleotides. RefSeq names its product protein SUPPRESSOR OF K(+) TRANSPORT GROWTH DEFECT 1-like. NCBI's taxonomy places the organism in Eukaryota, Viridiplantae, Streptophyta, Magnoliopsida, Asparagales, Orchidaceae. Gene Ontology annotation, biological process: vacuole organization; endosomal transport. Bases 314 to 787 code for a protein of 157 amino acids. Gene Ontology annotation, molecular function: ATP hydrolysis activity. The record is from RefSeq and is a predicted model, not a curated record. The transcript has a single exon.